GGGAGCUAUAAAUAAAGGCUCUCCUAUGCUUACAGCUUAUCAUCCAGUGUGUUCUAUCAGUGUUUUAUUAAGCGAGUUUCCUUGAAGUCAUUAUGCCUGAUCCAGCCAAGUCAGCUCCCGCGCCUAAGAAGGGCUCUAAGAAAGCGGUGACCAAGACCCAGAAGAAGGGGGAUAAGAAGCGCCGCAAGACCAGGAAGGAGAGUUAUUCCAUUUAUGUCUACAAGGUGCUGAAGCAGGUUCAUCCCGAUACCGGCAUCUCUUCCAAGGCUAUGGGCAUCAUGAACUCCUUCGUCAACGACAUCUUCGAGCGCAUCGCCGGGGAGGCGUCUCGCCUGGCACAUUACAACAAGCGCUCCACCAUCACCUCCCGGGAGAUCCAGACCGCCGUGCGCCUGCUGCUGCCCGGGGAGCUGGCCAAACACGCCGUCUCGGAGGGCACCAAGGCCGUGACCAAGUACACCAGCUCCAAGUAAACGGGAGAGGUCUCUAAAAAAACAACACAACGGCUCUUUUAAGAGCCACCUACUUCAUCCAUAAGAGAGCUGUGGUCACUUUAACUGAUAAUUUAAUCUCCAGCUUUCAGAUGUACUGAAUGAAUCUAAUUUCUUUUGCAGUUUAUACCUUGUGUUAAAUUCCACUAAUUUAUAACAUUCUGGUGAAUCUCAUCUCUAGGUGAUAUCAGGGGAUAAGAGAUGGAAUUUACGUGCAAAGUGAAUUUAUUUUUCACUUGAACGAACCUGGUAAUUGAGUUAGAGAAAUAUCGGAACUUUAAAAGAUUAUGCUGUUUUUCAGCAGUUUUCAAUAUAUUCUUCCACCCCCACCCCCAGCCCUGCAUGCCUGGAGCAGUAUUAAUCCGCUUAACCAAUACGUUCCAUUUUAUACUUAGCUGUGACACCCCCAAGAACGUUCUCCAGACCUUUCAGAACUAGAACCUUAUUUCUCAGCAACAAAAACUAUUUCUUGAUUGCUGUAUUUUUUUUUGAAGUCUGGACCUUUUUCUUCAGAAACAAGAUGAGUCCAGUCUUAACAACAAAUAAAUUACCUCCUUUCUCUCAGUGUAUUCAAGGGUAUUUUGAAAAAAUAGAAUAUUCCUUUCUCCAUUCUAUCAAUUUUAAGGCAUUAGAGAUAUUCAGUAACAUUCUGUGUGGUAUCAAUUUCUUCCCAAAAUAUAAAUUCAGUGAUUUAAA
Chelonoidis abingdonii (Abingdon island giant tortoise) is the source of this 1187-nucleotide messenger RNA. The record is from RefSeq and is a predicted model, not a curated record. Lineage: Eukaryota; Metazoa; Chordata; Testudines; Testudinidae.